Selaginella moellendorffii is the source of this 2502-nucleotide messenger RNA. Its product is annotated as pentatricopeptide repeat-containing protein At1g11290, chloroplastic-like. The transcript has a single exon. Bases 38 to 2263 code for a protein of 741 amino acids. Gene Ontology annotation, molecular function: RNA binding; zinc ion binding; protein binding. Gene Ontology annotation, biological process: RNA modification. NCBI's taxonomy places the organism in Eukaryota, Viridiplantae, Streptophyta, Lycopodiopsida, Selaginellales, Selaginellaceae. The record is from RefSeq and is a predicted model, not a curated record.
UCGAGGUCAGGAAGAAGUAUGCAUUGCUAUCUCUCUAAUGCAUUGCUUGCAACCAGCUGAAAGGUUUUCCUACAUAGAAUCCGUGCGAAAUUGUUCUGAUGAACGGAGGAGGACAUCCAUUUGGCUUGCAGAACUCAAAGAAUGCAGUCGCUCCAGGGACUUACACAGGGGGAGAUUGGUCCACGCUGAUAUUAGUGACAACGGGGAUGACUCAAACAUCUACAUAGCAAAUACACUGGUCAGUAUGUAUGCCAAAUGUGGAAGCCUAGCGGAAGCUCGAAGGGUCUUCGACAGGAUAGGCUCUCGUAGUUUAGCGUCCUGGAAUCCUUUGCUACUGGGGUAUGCAGAAACUGGUGAAGCGGAGCUGGCUUUGGAGUUAUUUUCUCGGUUGCUACGAGAAGGCUACGCAGCAGAGACGCGAACAUACGUUGCUGUAGUGAAGGCUUGCACGAACUUGGCAGCAAAAGAAGAAGGCCGGGAAUUAUCUAAGCAGGUUGUGAAGGUAGAGUCUCUGGAGAAAGGCUUUGCAGUUCAUUGUGAAGCGUCCAAGAGCAGCUGCGAGUCCCACAUCUUUGUGGCGAGUGCUCUGGUGGACAUGUACUCGAACUGUGGGAGUAUGGAAGACGCUCAGCUGGUUUUCGACAGAAUGCCGUAUCACGACGUGGUUCUGUGGAACGCUUUGAUACUUGGCUAUGCGGUGAACGGGGAUGGAAACUUUUCACUACAGUUGAUGGCUCAGAUGAAAGCUGAAGGCUGUCAACCUGAUGCUCGAACUUUCGUCGCUGCUUUGAAGGCCUGCAGUGCUUUGGCUGUGGAAGAAGACGGCAGGGAGUUUUUCCUUUGCGGGAAGCCAAGGCUGGUGAAGGUUGACGCUCUGGCCAAAGGCUUCACAGUUCACUCUCAAGCAGCAAAGCGAGGGAUCGACUGCUCUAAUGUUUUCGUGGCAAGCGCCCUGGUGGACAUGUACACAAACUGCGGGAGUUUAGUCGAUGCCAAGCGCGUCUUUGACGGGACGGCCUCGCGUUUUGACGCCGUGCUAUGCAACGCCUUGAUGCUCGGUUUUGCUGACAACGGGGAAGCAGAGGCAGCUCUGGACUUGUUUACUCGAAUGAAGCUCCAAGGCUGCGAACCAAACGCUCUCACUUUUUCAGAGGUACUCAAAGCUUGUGGCUCUGUUGCGGCUCUACGAGUUGGAAAGGCAAUUCACGGUAGCAUCCUCAGGUCUGGCCUAGAGAAAGACAAGGUUCUUACGAACUGCCUGGUGGAUUUCUACGGGAAAUGUGGCAGCAUGGUGGACUCACAGCAAGUUUUCGAUUCGGUUCUCUCUCCGGGCUGCAUAACUUGGACUGCUCUCAUAGCUGGCUACAGUCAUCUAGGGGAAACAAGACUGACUUUUAGUUCUUUCGAACGGAUGCAACAAGAAGAAGUGAGAGGGAACAGAAUCACUCUAGGCUGCAUUCUCUACGCUUGCAGCCACGCUGGUUUGGUAUCCAAAGGCAAGAAGUACUUCCAAGCUAUGAAAGGCAGAUUCAGCAUUGAGCACACACUAGAGCACUACCACUGCAUGGUGGAUAUGCUGGGAAGGGCCAGCGAGCUAGAAGCUGCUCUGAGACUGGUGGAAACUAUGCCUUUCCAGCCGGUCUACUUGACGUGGAUGAUCCUGUUGGGUGCUUGCAAGAAGUGGAAGAACUCCGAAGUCGGACGGAUUGCCUUUGAAGCUCUGGUGAAGAUCGACGAGAGAGAAGCUGGGGCGUACGUGCUCAUGGAGACGAUCUAUGGAAGCCGAGGGAUGUGGGAGGAGCAGGCUAGGAUCGAGAUGAUGCGAGUGGAGGCUCGGGCAUGGAAGAAACCAGCGGGACGAAGCUGGUGGACGGACGAUCUGGGAAGAGUUCACAGCUUCAUCGUGGGUGAUACGAGCCAUCCACAGAGCGAAGAGAUCAACGCGAGGCUAAAGUUAAUAGUGGCAACGAUGAAGGAGCACGGGUACGUAGCAGACGUGGGAAGUGUGGGGCGAAAGGUUCCAGAGGCCGAGAAGGAAGAGAACUUGUGUGGCCAUAGCGAGAGGUUGGCCAUAGCUUGUGCUCUACUCAACACUGCUCCUGGCACGACACUCCGGAUCAUGAAGAACCUCCGGGUUUGCGAUGAUUGUCACGAGGCAACAAAAAUUAUUUCUAGGAUCGAGAAGAGGCGGAUAGUGUGCAGGGACGCGACUAGAUUUCACAGCUUCUUCAACGGGGAAUGCUCGUGUGGGAACUUUUGGUGACGGGAGAUUCUUUCAAAAGAUUUAAAAUGACUUAUCAUUUCAUAGGUUGAUCAAGUUAUUUGUGAUGCUUUAUAUUAGGCAUUGAGGUUCCAAUCCAAGAUGCAACAGGAGGGGCAGCAGGCAGAUCGGUGAAGCCUAGGGCGGGGACAGAAGGCUUAUAAAAAACACUUAUUAUAAUUUGUUGGUCUCAUGCUUUUUGACAAAACUUUAUAAACAGAAGGCUUAUAAAAAAAACUUAC